Messenger RNA from Chrysoperla carnea, 1645 nucleotides. RefSeq names its product protoporphyrinogen oxidase (gene Ppox). The record is from RefSeq and is a predicted model, not a curated record. Gene Ontology annotation, biological process: heme biosynthetic process. Gene Ontology annotation, cellular component: mitochondrial inner membrane. The transcript has a single exon. The coding region runs from base 203 to 1609 and encodes 468 amino acids. Lineage: Eukaryota; Metazoa; Arthropoda; Insecta; Neuroptera; Chrysopidae. Gene Ontology annotation, molecular function: protoporphyrinogen oxidase activity, oxygen as acceptor.
AUUUUUAAAAUUUUCUUACAAUUCUUGAAUUAAAAUUGUUCAGCCCAACAUUAGUUUAUAUCAAAUUUUCUAAAUCAACUUCAACUUAAUUUACAUACAAAGUUGAUUUUGUAUGGAAAUUGAGUUGCAUUUAAAGUCAUUUUCAUUUUGACAUUAAUUAAGUUAAGCGAUGUUUCAAAAAAUAUAAAACGACAAACAGAAAAUGAAACUAAUUUUAGGUGGAGGUGUCAGUGGUUUAUCAGCCGCAUAUUACUUAUCACAACGAAUAUCUCCAUCAAAAAUAUAUCUAGUGGAAGCCUCAAAUCGUUUUGGUGGUUGGAUCCAAUCCAAACAAAAUGGGAACGUACUUUUUGAACUAGGACCACACACAAUUCGUCCGAAAGGUGAACCUGGUGCAAAUACAUUACAAUUAAUCGAACAAUUAAAUUUAUCAAAUGAAGUUAUACCAAUUCACACGAAUCAUCCAGCAGCGAAGAAUCGUAUGAUAUACGUUAACAAGGAACUGCAUUUGUUGCCAUCGAAUUUAUAUGGAGCAUUAAUUAAACGAAAACCAUUCUCAAAGCCAUUGUUAAUGUCGGUUCUGAGUGAAUUAUUUCAACCUCAAAAACAAAUUCCAGAUGGUGAUGAAUCAAUUUAUGAUUUUAUCGAACGUCGUUUUGGAAAAGAUGUUGCCGAAUACGCUAUAAGUCCGUUAAUAUGUGGUAUUUGUGCAGGAGAUGCUAAAGAGAUUAGUGUUCAUUUUUUGGCUAAAAGUUUAUUUGAAUUAGAACAAAAACAUGGUGGUAUUAUUAAAGGUACAAUCAAAGAAUUAUUCCAAAAUUCAAAGAAAAAUAAAAUUGAAUUAUGUAACUUAGCUAAACGAGCUAAAUCGGAGAAAUGGAGUGUUUAUUCAUUAAAAAGUGGUUUAGAAACAUUACCCUUAACACUAGUUAAUAAUUUACAAGAAAAAAAAGUGAAUUUAAUAAAAAAUUCACCGUGUACAAGUUUAGAAUUUCAUGAUAAUAAAAUUUUUGCAAAAUUUAAAGAUCAAAGUUUAAUAUCAGAUCAUGUAAUUAGUUCAUUAUUAGCUAAUAAAACAGCACCAUUAGUGGAAAAACAACAUCCAGAAUUGGCUGAAUACUUGUAUGGAAUACCAUCGGUAACUGUAGGAGUUGUAAACAUUGAAUUUAAAGGAGCCAUAAAAAACGAUAAAUUAAACGCAUUUGGAUUUUUGGUUCCACCAUCGCAACGUAUACCAAUUUUAGGUAUAAUUUUUGAUUCAUGUUGUUUUCCAUCAAAUGAUUCAACUGUAUUUACUGUAAUGAUGGGUGGUAAAUGGUUUGAAGAAUAUUUUGGUACAGAUCCAAGUGAACAAUCACUGUUAGAUGUUUCCAAAAAAUAUAUUCAAGAAAUUUUAAAUAUUCACAAUGAAUGUGAAUCGUAUGAAGUGAAUAUUUUGAAAGAUUGUAUCCCACAAUAUACAGUUGGACAUGUACAGCGAAUACAAAACAUUUAUAAAUAUAUUGAUAAACAUGAUAUGCCUUUAACUUUAUGUGGCACAUCGUAUUCUGGUGUUGGAGUUAAUGAUGUUAUUUUAUCAGCUAAGAAUGCUGUUCAAAAAGUUCUUUAAUUUCAUUUAAUUUUAGUAUAUUACUUUGUUAUCUGG